AUGGACACCGUCUGCAAGCGGGCCAAGUUCCUGGCCGACGAGGUCCCAGACAAAGAACUGUUUGUGUUCUACGACGGAGACCGACGGGACGCCUACACGGCGCGGGAGCUCUACACGCUCGCUGGACGUUUCGCCAACAGACUGCGUCAGCAGGGUUUCGAGCGUCAGGACGUCAUAGCCAACACGCUGGCCAACUCACCGGAACGGGUCAUCACAGACCUGGGGAUCAUGCUGGCCGGGUGCGUCACCAUGAAUGGGCAGGUCAGUGGCCACAAUGGUGACAUGGUGACAGCUGACAACUGACAAGACAAAUCAUGUUUGCGGGAAGUUACAUUUUAACGGCAAUAUAUAUUUUUUAAAUUGUUGAAAUUUAAAAUAUAUUUUUUUUUAACCAGGGAAGUAAAUGUAUUACAUCUUAUACAAUUAUAUAUAUAUAGUUUUAAUUUUAAUUCGUAAACAUUAAAAACUGGUGAAUCAAUUGUCUGAGUGAUAAUGUGAAUAAGUGACCAUCCAUAAAUGACGUCACGCUAUUUUGGUAUUGUUAUACCAUUUUCAAUACAGUGACGUCACGUCCUUUUUUGAUGACAAUUAACUUUUAAACCAUAAAUAAAUAUAAGCAGCAAAUACCAUGGCAGUAAGUUAAACACUUUCUCAUAUGAAGUUGAGGGUUCGAGUCCCGCAUUUGGAACUUUCCUUUUCGGGCUUCUUUCACAUCGAGAACGGUUAUCUAAAAUCAAUAUUCAAUCAAAAGUGAUUGGUGUGAACUCAGGCCUCGACAUGAUUUUAAAGUUAAUCAUCUUGUUUUACGCGCCUUACUGCAAACUUUGCGAACUUGCCAAUAGAUUAAUAACAGAACGCCUUUAAGGAUGUCAUUGUCCCCACCACCCACUCCACACUCCCCGCAAACAAAUAUCUACAUUUUCCUUCUUUGUUCCACUCAAGCUUCUGAUGGCAGACGGCUCAGACUUCUUUCAGUCUGCUAAAAAUACUAGGUGCCGUGGAAUCGUCGUGGCUGUUGGUGAGAGCUCCGCAGGGUGGCAGCUUCUGGGCAAAAAUAUCACAGUCAAAAAAUCACAGUACGUUGGGGAUAUCUUUAUCAAACAAGCACCGGAAGUGAAGACUGCCAUCUUGGUACACAGGGAGAAAAAUAGGUUUGUCGUAAUUCCAUUGGUUCUUUAUUUGUAUUAGGGUUAACUAUGCCCGUGUCAAGAUUGAGGCAUUCAACCAACGCUCUCAAAGUGAAAUGUGAAUCUGUUGUUCUGUUCUACCAAUUUUGUUUAGGUUGUAGUCUAGCUGGUUUUUUGUUGUUUUUCUUUCAUCGAUAUUUUGUUACAAGUUAUAAUAAUAUUGUAUUCAGCGAUUAUUUCGUUAUAUUCUUAUAUUCGUUGUUUGCGAGGAGGGUAAAGAUAGCUUUAAGAAGGUACAACUAUAAUAUGUAAUUCUACAUAUAUUAAAUACAAACAUAUAUCAAUGGUCAACUUUCUGUAAUAGAGCAGAUUAUAAUGAUUCGGCACAACAUUUAAACAUAAUUUUAUCUUUAGAGGAGGUUGUUUACAACAGAUCUUUGAGCAUAUAAUAUUACUAAAGCCAUGAGGCGACCCUGUUAGUGAGGAACGUGGAGUAUUACUGCAUUAACGCACUUUGUGAAAAAGGGUGGGGCAAAAGGGUGGGGAAAAAAGAAGGGUUUAGCCAAUAUUUUCAAAUCAUAAAAAGUAAAUUUAAUGUAAAACAAUGUAGGCUACAGAGUAUUUUUAUAAUUAUAUAUAUUUUCCUGUCAUGUCAGCAAUAUUUUACUUGUGUGAUGAUUUAUGUUUCACGCAGUCAGAAGAAAGCUUUCAUAGACGACUUGAGGACAUGCGGUGCAGACAUCUUUGACGACAAGAGCAUCGACCCAGAGGACAUUGUGCUCGUGACCACAACUUCCGGCAGUACGGGCUACUCCAAACUGGUGCCACGGUCCCACCAGGAAAUCGCAACAGCCAUGGACAUGUAUAAAAGCAUAAGACAGUGGACUCACCCACGCGAUAAUAAAUGUAUACUUUAUAGUGAGAGGCUUCUGGGUAAUUUAAUUUCAGAUAUUUGGUUGUUUCCUUCCUAGAAUUUAAUGCUAAGCUUUUUAACCUUCGUGAUUCAUUGAUUUAUUUUCAUUCCCGGUCUGCUGGUUUUAUAUAAGAGAAAAUGCUGGUUUUAUAGAAAAGAAAUUUAAUGACAUGAGAAUGUUUCGGGAGAUUUGAAUAGCAAUGUGUAAGCAUGCCUUUAAAAUAUCCAACUAUUUCAUUUGAAAAAUAAAGUCUGCACCAUCAUUAAGGGCAACUGAAGCAGUAGGCAAAUUCGAGCAUUGAAAUUGUUUUAAAGGUACUUCAACUUGCAAAAAGAAGGGAACUGAAUGGGGAUCUUUUCUAUUUGGAUUUUCUUAAACUUACCGUGAUCAGUUUGGCUUUGAAAAAACCGAUUUGAAAUGUUGUUGUUUUUUCUCUCUCAGGAUGGGCUGUUGGGAUGACGGCGAAGACAUUCUGCUUUGGAGAGACGCGCGUUCUCAGCGACAAAAUGUCGUCGCCGGGUCCGCUGAGCGGAGCUGCCAUCUGGCGGCUGGUCAUCGCUGAAGGGUGUAACACCUACUCCAUGCCGUCGCAGGAGUGUGAGCGGAUCUACGACCACGUGAUGAGAACCGGAGGGCCGCAGUAUAGACUGGACGUGGUGGAGGUCGCUGGUCAGCCGAUCACGGAGGUAAAUCAGCAGAUACUACCUGGUCUUUAG
Lymnaea stagnalis (great pond snail) is the source of this 2757-nucleotide messenger RNA. NCBI's taxonomy places the organism in Eukaryota, Metazoa, Mollusca, Gastropoda, Lymnaeidae. The record is from the annotation of a GenBank genome assembly.